Messenger RNA from Gambusia affinis (western mosquitofish), 1728 nucleotides. Its product is annotated as zinc finger protein OZF-like. The record is from RefSeq and is a predicted model, not a curated record. Gene Ontology annotation, cellular component: nucleus. NCBI's taxonomy places the organism in Eukaryota, Metazoa, Chordata, Actinopteri, Cyprinodontiformes, Poeciliidae. Gene Ontology annotation, molecular function: RNA polymerase II cis-regulatory region sequence-specific DNA binding; DNA-binding transcription factor activity, RNA polymerase II-specific. The transcript is spliced from 2 exons. Gene Ontology annotation, biological process: regulation of transcription by RNA polymerase II. The coding region runs from base 196 to 1617 and encodes 473 amino acids.
GGGCUGGUCGGAGCGCCGUCCUCCGUGUUUUCUCGGGUUUCUGUCCACGGAGCAGCAGCGGGAGAGUUAAUAAAGCUGUAAGACAGAAACAGCAGCAGUUGGUGAACUCUGGAAAGAAGAGAAACGGUUUGAGGCUCAGCUGGAACUGCUCAGUAACUGUUAAAGGAAAGUUUGGAGAGAGAAAAGCUAGCAGAGAUGUGGAGACAGCAGGUCAAACAGCGACUGGAUGCAGCAGAGGAGCAGAGACACGAAAUACUGGAUGCUGCUUUCAGCCCCGAACAUCCCGAUGUUCAGCUGAUGCUGCUGGUGGAGGAAGAUCCUCCUGAAGACCAAAGUUCUGAUGCGGACCAGCCGGAUCCAGAAUCCAUCUGCAUUAAGCAGGAACAGGAAGAGCUGUGGAGCAGCCUGGAGGAGGAGGAGGAGCUCCCUCCCACUGAAGACGUGUUCCCUUUAAAUAUAGUCAUUGUGAAGGGUGAGAAUGACGAAGAUGACGAUGAAGAAGAGAAACCUUUGCUCUCACAUCGUCACCAAGCAGAAGAUGAAGUUCUUCCAAGCAGCUCAGCUCAUCAAACGAAGGCAGAAAGUGAUGAAGAGGACGGUGAGGUAGCAGGCUCCAGCAGAAGGCUUGACCACAACAUUCACAGAGAGGCUCUGAACUCUUCAGAGACAGAGGAAAGUGAGGAGUACGAUAGAUUGAAGCGUGGCGAAGCUGACCUGAAGCCCCUAUCGGGUUCCGAGUCCGGAGCCGAAGACGACUGGACUCCUCCGGGAAACAAGACCCGGAGCUGCUCCGAGUGCAGCAACCAGUUCGCCAGCAAGCGCUCCCUCCAGAGACACAAGACGGGUCAUUCCAUCAUUCGCUCUCUGAACUGCAACGAGAAGCGGAAGCAGAAAGACAUCAAUUCACCAAGUAAAGAUCAAACUGCGCUGAAGUAUUUUAGUUGUGACUGUGGGAAAAGUUUCACCAGGAGAACCGAUCUGAAGAUCCACAUGAGGAUUCACACCGGAGAGAAACCCUUCUGCUGCGACGUCUGUGGUCAGAGGUUCAACCAGCAGGCCCAUCUGAACCAGCACACCAGAAUCCACACUGGAGACAAACCGUUCUGUUGUGACGUCUGUGGGAAAAGAUUCAGCCAGAAGGCGCAUCUAAACCGGCACACAGUGAGUCACUCAGGGGAGAAACCCUUUGAGUGCGACGUGUGUGGGCAGAGAUACAGCCAACAGGCCAACCUGAACAAGCACAGGAGGAGCCACACUGGGGAGAAACCCUUCGGAUGCGAUCUGUGCGGGCAACGGUUCAGCCACAAGGAGUCGCACAAAAUCCACAUGAGGCUGCAUUCAGGAGAGAAACCGUUUGGCUGUGACGUUUGUGGACAAAGGUUCAGCCACAAGGAGUCCCUGAAGAUCCACAUGAGGACACAUACAGGGAUGAAGCCGUUCGCCUGCGAAGUGUGCGGACAAAGGUUUGGCUACAAGUCCAACUUGAAAAUACACAUGAGGCUCCACACUGGAGAGAAACCGUUUUCCUGUGAGUUUUGUGGACAAAGAUUCAUCCAAAAAGGAAAUCUGGACAAACACACAAGAGUCCAUGUUGAAGGGAGGGGCGUCUUACUCUGAGCAGCAGAGCAGAAAGACUGAUUAUGACUACAGGGCGCUUUGACAGUCUGUUUUAGACGAUGUAUUGUUCUUAAUAUUUAUUGUUUCUGUUAAUAAAAUGUCCCAAAAUGA